GCCGCGCAGCGUGUGACGCCGCGGCCGCGGCGGAGCUAGGGAUUAAUGGGAAAAGUUUUGGCAGGCUUCGGAGGAUCCUGCGGAGCCUGCGGGACGGCAGCGGCGGCGCGGGAGGCGGCCAGGACAGUGUUGCGUGGUGUUUUGGGCAUGCACGUGGUACUCACGCAGUGGCUUCUGUUCACCGACAGAUGAGGACAGAUGCACCAAAGAGGACUGGUUCAGAUGCAGAGGACUAUACAAGGGCUGAUGGCAGCUGCCCUGUAGAGGUCCGUCUGCGUUCAGACCCAGAUGAUGCCAGAGCUAUGACCGGGCCUGCAGGCGUGGUGCCGAGGGGAUGUCAGCCAUGGAGCAGCCACCGGGGGAAGCCCCUGAGGUCCGGGAAGAGGAGGAGAAAAAGGAAGUGGCAGAGGCAGAAGGAGCCCCAGAACUCAAUGGAGGACCAGAGCGCUCACUUCCUUCCAGCAGCUAUACAGACCUCUCCCGGAGCUCCUCGCCACCCUCACUGCUGGACCAGUUGCAGAUGGGCUGUGACGGGGCCUCGUGUGGCAGCCUCAACAUGGAGUGCCGUGUGUGCGGGGACAAGGCAUCAGGCUUCCACUAUGGUGUUCACGCGUGUGAGGGCUGCAAGGGCUUCUUCCGCCGGACGAUCCGCAUGAAGCUGGAGUAUGAGAAGUGUGAGCGCAUCUGCAAGAUCCAGAAGAAGAACCGCAACAAGUGCCAGUACUGCCGCUUCCAGAAAUGCGUGGCGCUCGGCAUGUCGCACAACGCCAUCCGCUUUGGCCGGAUGCCAGAGGCCGAGAAGAGGAAGCUGGUGGCAGGGCUAACGGCAAGCGAGGGGAAUCAGCACAACCCACAGGUGGCUGACCUGAAGGCCUUCUCCAAGCACAUCUACAACGCCUACCUGAAAAACUUCAACAUGACCAAAAAGAAGGCCCGUGGCAUCCUCACCGGCAAGGCCAGCCACACGGCGCCCUUUGUGAUCCAUGACAUCGAGACAUUGUGGCAAGCAGAGAAGGGCCUGGUGUGGAAGCAGCUGGUGAACGGCCUGCCCCCCUACAAGGAGAUCAGCGUGCAUGUCUUCUACCGCUGCCAGUGCACCACGGUCGAGACCGUGCGGGAGCUCACCGAGUUCGCCAAGAGCAUCCCCAGCUUCAGCACCCUCUUCCUUAACGACCAGGUGACCCUUCUCAAGUACGGUGUGCAUGAGGCCAUAUUCGCUAUGCUGGCCUCCAUCGUCAACAAGGACGGCUUACUGGUGGCCAACGGCACUGGGUUCGUCACCCGGGAGUUCCUGCGGAGCCUCCGGAAGCCCUUCAGUGACAUCAUCGAGCCCAAGUUUGAGUUUGCGGUCAAGUUCAACGCCCUGGAACUUGAUGACAGUGACUUGGCUCUCUUCAUUGCGGCCAUCAUUCUCUGUGGAGACCGGCCAGGCCUCAUAAACGUGCCCCAGGUGGAGGCCAUCCAGGACACCAUCCUGCGUGCCCUCGAGUUCCACCUGCAGGCCAACCACCCGUACGCCCAGUACCUCUUCCCCAAGCUGCUGCAGAAAAUGGCUGACCUGCGGCAGCUGGUCACCGAGCACGCGCAGAUGAUGCAGCGCAUCAAGAAGACCGAGACAGAGACCUCGCUGCACCCCCUGCUCCAGGAGAUCUACAAGGACAUGUACUGAGGGCAUGCGCCCGGGGUCUCUGGGGGCAGGCGGACAGAGCUGGGGCAGACGCCGCCCUCGGGACUUACCCGGAGAGCAGUCCCCGAGCCCUGGGCGCCCACGGGCCCGGAGCAGUGGAGCCACACUGCCGCGCUCAGACACACGGCUCCUUGCUCCCUGCGUUCGCUCCCUCCCCGUCUUCAUCUGCCUCUUUCUCAGAUCCUCUUUCUUCUCUAAUUUCUUCGCUCACUCGCUCUCUCUUCCUGUCUCUCUGUAGGUUUCCCCUCUUCCUUCCUCCCUGGCCUUCCCUUUCUCUCUCCCCAUCCCUGUGUCUGCCCCCCUUUCUCUUUCUGUGAGACAGUUUGUGUUACUUCACCAGCAGCAUGGAACAUGUCCUCUGCUUUCGUCUGCCCCGUCCCCUGUCCCCCAGGAGCAGGAAGGAAUGGGCCUGCCCUCUGCACCAACAGUCACCUGCCAGGGUAGGCGCCUCACUUCUGUCUUCACAGCAAAGGACAUGGGCCAGCCAAAGAAACACUAAGCUCUCUGGGCCCAGCUUCCUGGGGAAGCCACCGGGGCCCAGGCUGACUGCAGCAAUGGCCCCCGAGUCAUGGGGGCCCUGCCCUGAGGGCCAGGACGCCUCCCCCAGACUGUCACCCCCUCCCCCUACCCAGCCAACCCCUCUCUAGCAGCACGCCCCAGCCCCACUGUUACCAGCGCCCUCUCUGUUCUUUUCACCAGUCUUCCAGGCCAGUGUCACUGCUGGUCCCCUGCGCUGGCCGCCAGGGGACACCCCUAGCCUGGAAGGAGAUGGGCUUCCCUUCAGGUGGGGGCCCCCACUGAAGAGGAGCAAGCCUCGAGGGAGGCAGAGGUUGGCAGAAAAGGCAGCAAGCGGUGUACUUAAUUCUGAGCCCAGGCCUUGGGGUCAUGGGCGGCCCCUCUCCCACCACUUUGCAGCAGCCACCACCCACGACUCCUGUUUCUCAGGAGUUCCUGGCCUCAGCCUCAACCAGGAGCCCAGAGGAAGCUCAUGCACGCCCCCCCCCCCCCCCGCAACACUCCAGCACACACAAGCACUGAAUCACUUUACCUGGUUCCACACCCCUCACCCUCCCUUCCCCGAGGCAGAUGGGCCAGAGGGGCCUCCAGGUGAGCGGGCACAGCUGUGCCCUCGUUCUCAGAUCCCUUGGUAGGCAGGGGUGCCCUGCUGAACCAGCCCAGCACCCGCUCAUGGGGGAGGUGCAAGGGAUAAACUGAUCCCGCUCAGUGUGACAUCCAUUUGUCCCAACAGUUCUGCUGCUCUCCCCUUCCCCUGUAUUCAGCCCAGCCAGUCACCGGGAACUCCCCCUACACAGCCUCUGGUGACCAAGGACCUUGCCAGGCCCAGUCCCACUCCUCUGGCCCUUGCAUCUACCGUUCCCCUCCUCCCAGGUGAAGUAUUCGGCCUCAGAGGAGGGACUGAAGCCCAGCUUGGAUGCUGUGUCUGAGCAGAAAGUCAGAGAGCCCACCCAGCCUGCUUCACCAGGAAGGAAACUGGCCUGGAAGGGUGAGGGACUGGUGAGGGUCUCUGAGAAAGGUUGGGGAAGACCUGAGGUUGGAGUCCCGUCCAUCUGCCCCUGCCUUCCAUGCCCUAGGAUCAUUCUCUACUGACAAGAUUCUUCCCUCUCCCACCACCACCCCCAGCUGACCAAGGAUUGGGGUUAGGGUGCUCCCUUUGAGCCAGCGCUGUGAAGGGAGAGAUGCUGUGCCUGACCCCCACCCCCUCUCCGCCACCACGCACCCCCCCGCCCCCGCCCAGGCCUGGUGCUGAGGAUAUAGCUCUUAGUGUCUGAACACAAUCUCCAAAAUCGAAAUGUAUAUUUUUGCUAGGAUCCCCAGCUUCCUGUGUUUUUAAUAUAAAUAGUGUACACAGACUGACAGAACUUUAAAUAAAUGGGAAUUAAAUAUUUAA
Molecule: messenger RNA, 3596 nt
Organism: Callorhinus ursinus (northern fur seal)
Lineage: Eukaryota; Metazoa; Chordata; Mammalia; Carnivora; Otariidae
Source: RefSeq, a predicted model, not a curated record